Molecule: messenger RNA, 742 nt
Organism: Cyprinus carpio (common carp)
Lineage: Eukaryota; Metazoa; Chordata; Actinopteri; Cypriniformes; Cyprinidae
Exons: 2
Coding region: 1-639 (212 amino acids)
Biological process (GO): dephosphorylation; thiamine diphosphate metabolic process
Molecular function (GO): thiamine triphosphate phosphatase activity; magnesium ion binding
Source: RefSeq, a predicted model, not a curated record
AUGGAGUAUGAGCUGGGAGAGCAGACAGAGCAUCGCCUCAAGGAAAUGGGUGCCCGCUGUGUGGACAAACAGAAAAGAAGAAAAACAGAACAAGAGCUUAAUCACACUCUAUCCCACGACACCAACAAUUUGGAAGUUGGACAUUCUGAAGAAAAGGAAAGCAAAAUACUCAACUCAUCACUUAAAGAACAAUCAGAAACAAGUGUUGCGUUUAAAGAAACAUCAAGCAAUGAGAGUCCUGAGAAGGUCAUGUCCAAAAGCCAAGUUCAGAGAACAUCCUCAGAUACGUCUCUGACAUACACAGAACUAAAUGACCCAUGCUCCAUCAUGCUGCAUCUCUCAAAGUGUCUCCAACUCCCUCUGACACACAGUGAAAUGCAAAGCAUGACCAUGCAGAACUUCUUGAACAUGGCCCAGAUCCAGAUGUAUGACAGCUGGACCAGGACGAGCACAAUAAAGUACUCUCUUCCUGGUGGCUUCUCACUGGUGGUGGAGAGAAACUACAGAAUUCCCACUGAAACUCCUCCUGCAUUUUUGAUGAUGAAUGCUGAUGUGCUGAGCAUAAGCAGUGAGCUGGAAAAGAUGGAUCGACUGUGUAAAGAAUUAGGCCUAAAACCAAAGGCAAGCUCAGAUGAAUGAUUAUAAACCAUUGUUGAAGCCAGGUAGCACACAUGCUCUGACACAACAAACAUCUUCUCCCCAUAAAUCCCUGUCCUGUUUUUACUUAAUUGCAAUUAAUGAA